AUGGCAAAGUGGCUUAUUCUAAGCGUCUUGUUGGUGGCCAGUGGCCUGACCUAUGGCAAACCCACCUUCGGCAAAGAACAUGUCCACAUACGCAUCCACUUACCCGAGUCUGGCGGGGAUCAUGGUGGUAGCGGUGGCCAUUAUGAACAUCAUGGUGGCGGCGGCGGCCAUGGUGAUGUAAUUGGACCCUUGACUGGAGGUUUGUUGGGCGGUGGUUUCAUCAGUGAUGCUGGUCAUGGCGGCGGCCAUGGUGGUGGCCACGGAGGCGGUGAUGUCCAAACUGUAAUUGUUGCUGAUGCCGGUGGUCAUGGCGGCGGCCAUGGUCAUGGUGGUGGCUUCGGCGGUGGUCAUGGUGCCGUUUUCGGUGGUGGCUAUAGUGCCGGCGGCCAUGGUGGCAGCCAAGAAACUUUGAUUAUUGCUGAUGGCGGUUCGGCUGGUGGACAUGGACAUGGCGGCGGUCAUGGUGCUGGUUUCGGUGGCGGCCAUGGAGGCUCUCACGGUGCCCAUGAAACUGUUAUCAUUGCUGAAGGCGGUCAUGGUGGUUCUGCUGGUGGACAUGGUCAUGGUGGCGGCUAUGGCGGUGGUUAUGGCGGCGGUCAUGGUGGAUCUUCUGGUGGCCAUGAAACUGUUAUCAUUGCUGAAGGCGGUCAUGGUGGCUCUGCUGGUGGACAUGGUCAUGGUGGUGGCUACGGCGGUGGUCAUGGUGCUGGUUUUGGCGGCGGCCAUGGUGGAUCUUCUGGUGGUCACGAAACUGUUAUCAUUGCUGAAGGCGGUCAUGGUGGUUCUGCUGGUGGACAUGGUGGCAGUUAUGGUGGUGGUCAUGCUGGCGGUUAUAGUGCUGGUGGACAUGGUGCUGCUCAACAAACCCUUGUUAUCACUGAAAAUCACGGUUCCGCUGGAGGUCAUGGUCAUGGUGGUGGUUAUAGCGCCGGUGGUCAUGGUGGCGCCCAAGUCAAUACCUAUGCCGUUAUCCAAGAAAGUGCUGGAGGUCACAGCAGCGGUGGUGGUUAUGGCGGACACAGCAGCGGUGGUUAUGGCGGUUCUUCAUAUGGCGGCUCUUCCUAUGGCGGUUCCUCUCAUGGCAGUUCUCAUGCUGUAGCUAAUAUUGCUGCCAUUGCAGCCACAGCUGGUUCCAGUUCGGGCGGACAUGGUGGUUACAGCAGCGGAGGUUAUAGCUCUGGCGCCGGUGGUUAUGGCGGUUCCUCUCACGAUGAUGCCAAGAUUGCUGCCAUUGCUGCUGCUUCCUCCUCUUCCUCGUCCCAUGGCAGUUCCGGUGGUUAUGGUGGUGGCUAUGGAGGUGGUCAUGAUGAUGCCAAGAUUGCUGCCAUUGCUGCUGCUACUGCUGGUGGUAGUUCCCAUGGUGGUGCUGGCGGUUACUCUGGCGGUGCUGGCGGUUACUCUGGUGGCUAUGGAGGUGGUCACGAUGAUGCCAAGAUUGCUGCCAUUGCUGCUGCUACUGCUGGCGGUAGUGGCCACAGCGGCUCCGGCGGUUAUGGUGGUGGUUACAGUGGAGGUUAUGGUGGCGGCUAUGGUGGCGGUCAUGGUGAGUCUGCUGGUGGACAUGGUCAUGGUGCUGGUUUUGGCGGCGGCCAUGGUGGAUCUUCAGGUGGCCACGAGUCUGCUAGUGGACGUGGUCAUGGUCAUGGCGGUGGUUAUAGCGCCAUUGUGCUACUCAAGUCAAUACCUGUGCCAUUACCCAUGAACGUUCUGAAAAUCACAGCAACGGCGGUAAUUACGGCGGUGGUUAUGGAGGACACUGCAGUGGCGGUAAUGGUGGUUUUUCUCAUGGCAGUUAUCAAGCUGUAG
Molecule: messenger RNA, 1806 nt
Organism: Musca vetustissima
Lineage: Eukaryota; Metazoa; Arthropoda; Insecta; Diptera; Muscidae
Exons: 4
Coding region: 1-1806 (601 amino acids)
Source: RefSeq, a predicted model, not a curated record